AGCAUGUGUGUUCAGCAAACACAACCCAUGAGGAGGAGUUAGUGUCAUUCGCUCGAUGAGAGUAGACUGCAGGCAGGGCAGAACACUGCCUCCAGUUCAGUACCAGCCAUGGACAUGGAGAAGGUCAACUCCAUGGACUUCAGUGAAUUUGUAGAUGUGUUUGGGAACAUCGUUGAAAAAUGCCCUCUGAUCGCAGCUGCUGUCUGGUCCCAGCGUCCGUUCUCUGACUUGGAAGACUUAGAAAAUCACUUUUUUGCUUUUAUUGAUGCUCUCCCGAGAUCAGGCCAGGAGGGCAUCCUGCGUUGUCACCCGGACCUAGCGGGCCGUGAUCUGCAACAGGGCACGCUCACCGCUGAGUCACAGCGCGAGCAGAGCCAAGCGGGGCUCACCAGCCUAGACACGCGUGACCGGCUGCGGCUGCAGAGGCUCAACGCGCAGUACCGUGAGCGCUUCGGCUUCCCGUUCGUGCUGGUAGCGCGUCUGAGCAACCGUGCCACAGUGCUCCGGGAGCUAGACCGCAGGCUGCACUGCCAACCAGAGUCUGAGCUGCGUACCGCCCUGGGCGAAGUGAAGAAGAUCAGCCACCUGCGCCUGACAGAUUUGCUCGGUGCCCAUUCCGCCACGGUGGAACCACAGCGAGGCUGGGGAUCUGAACGCCAGCAGGAUGCAUCGGGGAGGGGAGACCCUGCACCCCAGGCUGGCUGGGGCCUGGAAAGACAAUCCAUACACCCACACAAAGGAAGUGGAGAAUUGAAGCAAUCACACGAGUAA
Messenger RNA from Mastomys coucha (southern multimammate mouse), 771 nucleotides. RefSeq names its product ureidoimidazoline (2-oxo-4-hydroxy-4-carboxy-5-) decarboxylase (gene Urad). The record is from RefSeq and is a predicted model, not a curated record. NCBI's taxonomy places the organism in Eukaryota, Metazoa, Chordata, Mammalia, Rodentia, Muridae. Gene Ontology annotation, biological process: allantoin metabolic process. Gene Ontology annotation, molecular function: carboxy-lyase activity. The coding region runs from base 109 to 771 and encodes 220 amino acids. The transcript has 2 exons.